Messenger RNA from Amborella trichopoda, 1180 nucleotides. RefSeq lists its product as uncharacterized. The record is from RefSeq and is a predicted model, not a curated record. NCBI's taxonomy places the organism in Eukaryota, Viridiplantae, Streptophyta, Magnoliopsida, Amborellales, Amborellaceae. Gene Ontology annotation, molecular function: polysaccharide binding.
AUGCGCCCCCUGCUCAUCAACCAAGCCCUCAGGGCACUCCUCCUCAUCUUACUGGGAUCAUCUCUGCCAUCCACCUCAGCCACUUGCCGCACUUUCUGCAGCAAUCUCACCGUCGACUACCCGCUCACGACAAGCCCAGGCUGCGGCCACCCUGCAUUCAAAGAAGUUUUGUUCUGUAUAAAUGGAGCUCUCAUGCUCCACUCCUCCUCCAAUUCUUAUCGUGUUUCAGCCAUCGACUAUGCGAGCAGCAUCCUCACCAUACAAGACCCGGCAUCCGCACCACCAACUUGCUCGUCAAACACAAAGCCAUGGCGGUCUGAGAGCGGUGGAUCACUGGGAUUUAUGGUGGAUGAGUGGCAUGAGGGGUUCAUGUGGGUGGAGCCUGAGAAUGUGUUCCUGUUGUUGGGGUGUGGUGCAAAGAGUAAGGUGUUUCAGGGGUUCCCGGAGAGGAGGAUGGCGUGCAGGGAGGGGGCGGGGUGCGAGGCUGUGUACAGCAGGUGCGGGGUGGAGUACGGUGGUUGUUGCGCUGUGGGAGGCAGCGAGGUGGGAAGGAGAGGUAUGAAUGUGAGUGGGUGGGGCUGUGAGGGGUAUGGAAGUGUGUAUAGGGUGGGGCCUGUGAAAGAGGGGGUCGAGGGAGGGUGGGGGAUGGGGAUACGGGUGGGAUUUGGUGUAAAUGGGAGAGGAGGAGUGGGUUCAUCACUGUCGUCAUCGUCAUCAUCAUUAUCAUCAUCGUUUGAUUGUCGGAGGUGCAGAGAUAGUGGGGGAGAGUGUGGAUAUGAAGAAGUCAAGGGAGAAGAGAGGUGCCUUUGCGGGGAAUGGAACUCCACAAUUGACUGCGACAUAGGUCGAUCGUUUGCUGGGAAUAGCUGCUGGAGUCCAACCAUGCUGAACACAUUCACAGGGGUGCUUAUUGGCUUUGUCUUAUGGAGUUGCCACAUCUGAUUCCACGUGUAAUGAAUUUCCAACCCAUCAAGACCUGGGAUUUCCACGUGGAAUGUCUUUUCAAUUUGCAUUAGUAAAAAAGGACAAUUUUUGACAUUUUGAAGGAAGUGCGUAAUUUUUUAUUUUUAUUUUUUGGGUAAUUCAGUGGGGAUGACAGACCUCUACCCGUAUUAUAGUAUGGUUACAUGUAGUACAUGUUGUGCUAGCGGCUAUCCCGUGGGGUUGGCCAGAAGUUUCG